GCUUUUCAGAUAUAGCUAAAGGUAGAAUUCACAGAAAAAAUAUAUAGAGCCAGAAGAAGAGAUAAAGAGGAAGAUAAUUAAGGUCUAUGCAUAUGGAGGCUGCUUUCAGAAAACCAAAUAUUCGUGGAGGUGUAGUUAAAGAGGAGAAGAUCAAAGCUGAUGACGAAGGCUUUGUUGAAGAUAGUAAUGUUCUUAAGGUUGGCAAGGAAAGAAAAGCCCAUGAGGACGAUAAUUCCAAGUCCUCUCAGCAAAAGGAUCUCGCCAGUGACAAGGAGGACGAUCAGCUCGAAUCAGCCAAAGCCGAUAUGGAAGAGGUAAUGGAAGAAAAUCAAAGGCUGAAGACGCACUUAGAUCGAAUUAUGAAGGAUUAUCGGCACCUUCAAAUGCAAUUCCAGGAAGUUGUUCAAAGAGAUGCUGAAAGAUCUAAUACUAAUAAUAGAUGCGAUGAAGCUGAACUUGUGUCCCUUAGCCUAGGAAGGACUUCAAGCGACACAAAAAAGGAGUUGUCCAAAAUAUUGAGCAAAGAUAAGGCAAUAGAAGAUGAUAAAAGUGGCCUAACCCUAGGAUUGGAUUGCAAGUUCGAAUCGUCUGCGAAUACACGUGCGAAUUCUUCACCUUCAAAUCUCAGUCCAGAAAAUAGCUUAGGAGAAGUUAAGGACGGAAAAGGAGCUGAAACAUGGCCACCCCACAAAAUUCUCAAGACAAUGAGGAAUGAAGAAGAUGAUGUCGCACAACAAAACCCUACCAAAAGAGCGAAGGUUUCGGUCAGAGUUAGAUGUGAUACCCCCACGAUGAACGAUGGAUGCCAAUGGAGAAAAUAUGGACAAAAAAUUGCAAAAGGAAACCCAUGUCCUCGUGCUUACUAUCGUUGCACGGUAGCUCCAUCCUGCCCUGUAAGAAAGCAGGUUCAAAGAUGCAUUCAGGACAUGUCAAUUUUGAUCACUACAUAUGAGGGAACACAUAACCAUCCACUUCCUCUUUCAGCCACAUCAAUGGCUUUCACCACUUCAGCAGCUGCUUCCAUGCUGUUGUCCGGUUCAUCUAGCUCUGGAUCAGGCCCCAAUCAACCGGCAACUAACACUACUAAUGCACUCAACUACUAUCAAUCAUAUACCUCAAAACCCAAACCAUUUUACCUUCCAAAUUCGUCCAUUUCUUCCUCAUCGCACUCUCAGUUUCCUACAAUCACUCUUGACUUAACCUCAAGCUCAUCCACUUCCUUAUUGCCCCACCAUCAAAGAAUGACUAGUAGUAAUUAUCCCCCGCAAUAUAAUAAUUCUUCCACAAAUAUUCUCAACUUCAGUUCCUUCGAGUCUAAUCCUCUUCUUCCCAUGUCUUGGAGUAACGGUAACCAAGCCUAUAACAAGAACCAAGACGCUAGUUCUCUCAGCUUUGCAAGAUGGUCACAAGAAAUUCUUUCCCAAUCUUAUCUACAAAACAAUAUUAGCGUGAAGCCUACACAAUCUUUAUUACCACAAGACACAAUUGCAGCUGCAACAAAAGCAAUAACAUCCGACCCAAAGUUUCAAUCUGCAUUGGCUGUUGCUCUUACAUCUAUCAUUGGCUCACGUGGGGGAAAUCAUCAUAUUGAUGAAAACUCUAGCCAAAAUUUGAAGGUUACUGAGCAAUUUCCAGUGCUAUGCAGCUUACCAUCAACAAGUCCAAUUAAGUGCUCUUCGAGUUUUCUGAAUAAAUCAACUUUUUCGGCAAAUACACAACCUGAUCACAAAGACUACACACUCUGAUUCAUUUUACUUGCUUUUUUACUUUUCUUUAGUUAGAUUUAUGCUUGCUGAAGCAAGAAACUUGUAGAUUUUUUUUAAAAAUAUUUUUAUGAUUUGGAGGUACAAAGUCCAAGAUGUAGAUAUUUUAGUUUCAUUAGACUAAAAUGUCACUUCGCUGGCUGAAGUUACUACUUAGCAUUUACAUGUUUGUCAUCAAGGUUACUUAUAUGUGACUGCAACAUUUUGUGUAUAAAAUAAAAAUUAUCACUGUUGAUA
Molecule: messenger RNA, 2000 nt
Organism: Lycium barbarum (goji berry)
Lineage: Eukaryota; Viridiplantae; Streptophyta; Magnoliopsida; Solanales; Solanaceae
Product: WRKY transcription factor 72A-like
Exons: 5
Coding region: 87-1745 (552 amino acids)
Biological process (GO): regulation of DNA-templated transcription
Molecular function (GO): sequence-specific DNA binding; DNA-binding transcription factor activity
Source: RefSeq, a predicted model, not a curated record